Molecule: messenger RNA, 1398 nt
Organism: Lodderomyces beijingensis
Lineage: Eukaryota; Fungi; Ascomycota; Pichiomycetes; Serinales; Debaryomycetaceae
Source: the annotation of a GenBank genome assembly
AUGGAGUACAUUCAUUUUCAAAGUAUCACGGUUUCCACCAAGCCCAAGCCCAAAUUCAAGACCAACAAUCUCCCCAAAGCAAUGUCAAACAGGUUGGAAUCUUUAAAUUCCAAGAAGCCGUCGUCUAGCUCACCUGGAUCAGGGUUGAAAUUCAAGCCGAAAGUCGUCCAAAGAAAGUCCAAGGAGGAGCGUGCCAAAUCGGCACCUCGAGUCAAGGAAGAGAAUGCCGAUGCACUGAGGACGUCUGCUAGAGGACGCGGAGGAUCAAUGAGAGGGAAAGGCCGCGGGGGACGUAGUAACUACGCGGGAACUCAUCUCGUGACACAAGGUCCGUUGUCAGCUGGCUCAGUUGGCAUAGGAAACUCGAGCGGCUCAAAACUAGGUCUCACGUCAGACUUGAUCUACAGCAGCAGCGGGGAAGUGUCAGCUCCAGAUUUUAUCAGCAAGUUGAAGCUCAAGCAGGCAGGUUUGAAAGGGGAGAACAGCGAGUCCGCUAGUAGUAUUGACGGCAGCAGCAGCAACGAUAACGACGAUAACGACCUUAACGACGAUGACGACGACGAUAAUGAUCCAACAAAGAUAAACAUGACGAAGGAAUAUAGGUUCGAAGACAGCGAAGUCGAGUUGUUCCCACACAGACCCUACCGUGACGACGGCAUACAAAGGCCAAAACCCACGAGCAUAAAGGUAAAAGAGGAGCAACUGCCUGUAAAGUUGGAGCCUUCAGUUAGCGCGACACCGGAAGUGAUGGCACUCCACGAAGUGGAGGCGGUCAAAAGUGAAGAUAUAGAGGAUAAAAUUGCCCUGAUAAAAGUCAACAAGGCAAAGUUGGAGAGCAAAAUCACGCAAACGGAUUCAAUUGUGCAGGAUGAGUCCGAAAAGUUGAUCACGGACCACCAGCAGAUCGUGGACUUGUUGAUGGGGGACGGCAACAAUGGCGAGGAAGACGACACGUUUGUAUUGUUCCAGCUCCCGCUGCGUUUGCCCGAAUAUAAGCAAGAAGAAAGCAAAGUGAAGCUAGAGAAGGAUUUAAUUAAAGUAGAGCCAGGAGAAGAAGACGCAGGUGAAGGGGAAGAAGAAAAAGUGCCCGCGGAUGCAAACCGUUCCGUCUUGUCGACCAACACUUCCACACUAAAAGGAGAAUUUGGUAGGCUCAAUGUGCAUCAGUCAGGGAAGAUCACCAUUGAUCUAGGCAACGGAAUAAUUCUAAACGUCACCAAGGGGUCUCCCGCAGAUUUUUUACAAGAACUAACGAUGGUGGAACUUGAUCUGAAAGCCGCGAAAGACCCGAACCUGGAUGAAAUGGACAUGGUGGAUGAUGAAGGUAAGGAAAUAGCAGGAAAGGUCAUGCGAUUGGGUACGGUUAGGGAUAAGAUCAUUGCAACCCCAUGUAUAUAG